Messenger RNA from Eimeria tenella, 564 nucleotides. RefSeq lists its product as uncharacterized. Lineage: Eukaryota; Apicomplexa; Conoidasida; Eucoccidiorida; Eimeriidae. The record is from RefSeq and is a predicted model, not a curated record. The annotation marks the transcript as partial. The transcript has a single exon.
ACGAACUCUAUUGCGCAGCACCUGGCGCUGCUGCUUCUGGAGAGACCCCAGCAGCAGCAGCUCUGGCUGCUGCUGCUGCAGCAGUGUACGGCUUUGCUGCAGGAGGGGCGCGAAGCAACAGCAGCAGCUACUGUGACUGCUGCUGCCGAGGAAGACGAGUUGGAUGAAGCCACAGAAGAGCAGCAGCAGCCCCAGCAGCAGCAGCAGCAAGCGUUGCUGCUGCAGCAGCACGCCCGUGAUGUUCUUCCUUUUGCGAUCGCCUUGCAAGCUGCUGCUGCGGUGCAGCAGGAAGACGUAGAUGUUGCUGCUGCUGCAGCAACAGCAGCAGCAGCCCCCAGCGCUGCCACUAUGGCGCUGCUGCAGGAAGCAGCUGCAAUUUUACUUCCACAGGAAGCAGCAGCAGAAAGCGAAAGGGAUUCCGCGUGCGUUUUGCUGCUGCUUUCGGCGCUGCUACUAUCACGGAUGCUGCUGCUACUGCUGUCGGUGCUGCUGCUGCUGCUGCCGCUUUUGCUGGUGCUGGUGCUGGUGCUGCUGGUGUUGCUGCUGGUGCUGCUGCUUGCAUAG